CCGGUGCCAACGACGCGCCCGCCGGCUGAAUCUGAGCUCCACCGAGCCUCAGACCACGACUCACCUGCACUCGCCUCACGAUCGUUCUUAGUUCUCCCUUCUCAUCUGUAUCUUGCAUUUUCCAUCAGAGAACCAUCAAAAUGGCCGACCAAAACAUCUCCCAGUACAAAUACUCGGCGAUGUCCAACCUGGUUCUCCAGGCGGACCGUCGUUUCAUCUCUCGCGUCAACGAUGAACCCACCGGUGACCCGGAGUCCCUCGCCGGCCGCAUCAGCAUUCGGGAAAUGGGCUCGAGGAUGGCGCGUGACGAUGCGCCGAAGACGAAAAAGAAGGCCGGCUUGACGGAUAUCGAGCGAGGGUCCAUCCGCGAAGGCGAGGAUGUCCUCGCUCGCGAACAGAGAAAGACCCAGCGGGGUCAACCGGCGCAAGUACGCGGCCAGGGCAUUCUGUCUGCUGCCGAUGCCCUCGUCGAGGGCCUGAAGUACCGUCCGCGCACCCCUGCCACUCGAGCCACCUAUGACCUCAUCCUCACAAUGACCGCCAGCCAUCUGGGCGACGUACCACACGAAGUGGUCCGCAGUGCGGCCGAUGCAGUGCUGGAGUUGCUCAAGGACGAGGAUAUGAAGGAUUUCGACAAAAAGAAGGAGAUCGAUGACUUGCUGGGCAGUUCGAUGAAUCCUAAGGAGUUUAAUGAGCUUGUCAACCUGGGCAAGAAGAUCACGGAUUACGAUGCCCAGGAUGAUGACGAAGAGAUGGGCGACGGUCUGGCUGGCGAAGGAGAGGCGGAAUUGGAUGAGCGCCAGGGUGUUGCUGUCGUUUUCGACGAGGAGGACGAGGACGAUGAGCGCAUGGGCACUCUGGACGAGGUCCGCGACGACGACGAACUUUCUGAAGACGAAGCCGACCAACAGGAUGUCCCUGGUAUUGAUGACGCAACGACCGAGAAAGCAGACCUUGAAGGAUUAGAGGAUACUGAAGAGAUGGUCAUCGACGGCGGAUUAGACCGUGGUGAUGAACGCCGCAACAAGAAAACCACAGUUCUUGCACGAGAAAUCGAUGCUUACUGGCUUCAGCGCCAAAUUGGCAACGCAUACCCAGAUGCUCACGUACAACAUGAGAAGGCGACCCAAGCGCUCGAGAUUCUCGGAGGUAAAGGAGAGGAUGGCGAGGUGCGACCUCUUCGCGACGUGGAAAAUGACUUGAUGGAUCUCUUCGAUUAUGAGCAGCCCGAGCUUGUCGCCACUUUGGUCACCAACCGCGACAAGAUUGUAUGGGUCACCCGUUGGCGUCGAGUCGCUGAAGAUGCGGAUGCCCGCCAUCUAAUCGAGAGUGAAAUGGUUGAAGCUGGACACCGCGCUAUCUUGGACGAGAUCCGGGGCAAGACCAACCGCGAUGAAGGCGCGAGUCGUCCCUCGAAGAAGAUCAAGCUAGAACUGAUGGAUGUGGAUGUUCCCAACGCUCCUCAGCAGCCGGAAGAGAAGAAGGAGGAGGGAGGAUUGGUCCGGGGCCUGCAGCCGAAGAGAUUGAUUAACCUGGAGAACCUUGUGUUCCAUCAAGGUAAUCACUUAAUGACCAACCCUAGUGUCAAGCUGCCCCAGGGCUCGACGAAGCGGACAUUCAAGGGAUAUGAGGAAAUUCACGUGCCUCCUCCCCAGGCUAAGAAAGAGCCUGGCGAGAAGAAUCUUCCUACGACCGAGCUGCCCGAGUGGGCUCGCGUUGGCUUUGGAAGUUCGAAGGAACUCAAUCGGAUCCAAUCCAAGUGCUUUCCGACCGCUUUUCACGACGAUGGCAACGUGCUUGUCUGUGCCCCCACCGGUUCAGGAAAGACUAAUGUUGCCAUGCUUACCAUCCUCCGCGAGAUUGGCAAGAACCGGAACCCGCAGACGGGAGAGAUCAUGCUGGAUGACUUCAAGAUCAUCUACAUCUCUCCCUUGAAGGCCCUGGUACAGGAACAGGUCGGAAACCUCGGCAAACGUCUUGAGCCUUAUGGCAUCAAGGUGGCGGAACUGAGCGGUGAUCGUCAACUUACGAAGCAACAAAUUGCUGAGACUCAGAUUAUCGUCACGACUCCUGAGAAGUACGAUGUCAUCACUAGAAAGGCUUCGGAGACGAGUUACACCAGACUCGUCCGUCUGAUCGUCAUUGACGAAAUUCACCUUCUCCACGACGAGCGUGGUCCUGUCAUCGAGAGUAUCGUUAGCAGAACCAUCCGCAAAGUAGAACAGACUGGCGACCCAGUCCGAAUUGUUGGUCUGAGUGCUACGCUCCCUAACUAUCGGGAUGUUGCCAGCUUCCUGCGUGUUGAUCCUGCGAAGGGCCUGUUCCACUUCGAUGGCUCCUACAGACCUUGUCCUCUCAAACAGGAGUUCAUUGGCGUUACGGAUAAGAAGGCCAUCAAGCAGCUGAAGACCAUGAACGAUAUUUGCUACAACAAAGUCCUUGAGCAAGUCGGACAAAAAAGGAACCAGAUGCUCAUUUUCGUCCACUCUCGAAAGGAGACCGCCAAGACCGCCAAGUACAUCAGAGACAAGGCUCUUGAGAUGGAGACCAUCGGCCAGGUUCUGCGCAGUGAUGCUGCAAGCAGAGCUAUCUUGGCUGAAGAGGCUGAGUCGGUUGAUGACGCCUCGCUCAAGGAUCUGUUGCCUUAUGGAUUUGGUAUUCACCAUGCCGGUCUCAGUCUUGCUGAUCGAGACUCCGUCCAGGCGCUUUUCGCCGACGGCAGCAUCCAAGUCCUCGUAUGUACCGCAACUCUUGCCUGGGGUGUCAACUUGCCUGCCCACACAGUUAUUAUCAAGGGAACUCAGAUCUAUUCGCCUGAGAAGGGUAGCUGGGUCGAACUCAGCCCUCAAGAUGUCCUGCAGAUGCUGGGUCGUGCUGGACGACCUCAAUACGAUACCUUCGGUGAAGGUAUCAUUAUUACGACGCAAACCGAAAUCCAGUAUUACCUCUCCCUCUUGAAUCAGCAGUUACCAAUCGAGAGUCAGCUCGUGAGUAAGCUUGCUGACAAUAUGAAUGCCGAGAUCGUUCUCGGAAACAUCCGUACUCGUGACGAGGGAGUUGAUUGGCUGGGUUACACCUACUUGUUCGUCCGCAUGCUCCGCUCACCUGGCCUCUACAGUGUGGGAGCAGACUAUGAAAAUGAUGACGCCCUUGAACAAAAGCGCGUUGAUCUUGUUCACUCUGCGGCUGUGAUUCUGGAAAGAGCAGGCCUUGUAAAGUACGACAAGAAGACGGGUCGUAUGCAAUCCACGGAGCUUGGUCGUAUCGCCUCCCACUACUACAUCGGCCACAACUCCAUGUUGACCUACUCUCAGCACCUCCAGCCUAACAUCACCACAAUCGAGCUGUUCCGAAUUUUCGCUCUUAGCGACGAGUUCAAGUACAUUCCGGUCCGUCAGGAUGAGAAGCUGGAACUUGCGAAGCUACUUGGUCGUGUACCUGUCCCUGUCAAGGAAGGAAUCGACGAGCCCCAUUCUAAGAUCAAUGUCUUGCUCCAAGCUUACAUCUCUCGCCUCAAGCUGGAAGGACUUGCCCUGAUGGCCGAUAUGGUUUAUGUUACCCAAUCAGCUGGUCGUAUUCUGCGCGCUAUUUUCGAGAUCUCAUUGAAGAAGGGAUGGUCAUCCGUAGCCAAGACUGCUCUUAACCUGUGCAAGAUGGCUGAGCGGCGCAUGUGGCCCACGAUGACACCCCUCCGUCAGUUCCCGUCCUGUCCAAGAGACAUCUUGCAGAAGGCGGAGAGAAUCGACGUCCCCUGGGGUAGCUACUUCGACCUUGAUCCUCCUCGCAUGGGUGAGCUCCUGGGUAUGCCCAAGGCUGGACGUGUUGUCUGCGAUCUUGUCUCCAAGUUCCCUCGCCUGGAGGUUCAGGCCCAGGUUCAACCCGUCACUCGCUCCAUGCUACGGGUCGAGCUGACGAUCACUCCUAACUUCGUUUGGGACGAGACUCUACAUGGCUCUGCUCAAGACUUCUGGAUUCUUGUGGAGGAUUGCGAUGGAGAGGAGAUCUUAUUCCAUGACCAGUUCCUUCUACGGAAAGACCACGCACAAUCCGAGAUGAACGAGCAUCUCGUUGAGUUCACCGUUCCCAUCUCUGAGCCUAUGCCUCCGAACUACUUUAUUUCGCUGGUAUCUGACCGCUGGAUGCACUCGGAAACCAAGAUUGCCGUUUCCUUCCAAAAACUGAUCCUUCCCGAACGUUUCCCGCCCCACACUCCUCUCUUGGACAUGCAAAGGGCACCAGUGAAGGCAUUGAAGCGCGAAGACUUCCAGCAGCUGUACCCCGACUGGCAGUUCUUCAACAAGAUCCAGACGCAGACUUUCAAGUCUCUCUUCGACACAGAUGACAACGUGUUUAUUGGUGCUCCCACGGGUAGCGGAAAGACUGUGUGUGCCGAGCUUGCCUUGCUGCGUCACUUGUCUCAGCAGGAUAGCGGCCGUGCUGUGUACCUUGCUCCAUUCCAAGAGCUCGUUGACCAGCGUCUGGCGGACUGGCAGAAGCGACUGAGCCAGCUUUCCGGCGGCAAGAACAUCGUCAAGCUUACUGGCGAAACCACCGCCGAUCUCAGACUUCUGGAACGAGCCGAUCUCGUUCUUGCCACACCAAGUCAGUGGGAUGUCUUGUCUCGGCAAUGGCGGAAGCGCAAGAACGUCCGGACAGUGCAGCUCUUCAUCGCCGAUGAGCUGCACAUGCUCGGAGGCUAUGGCGGAUACGUGUAUGAAGUGGUAGUUUCGCGUAUGCACUCCAUGGCACUGGAGAUCGAGAAUGGCAUGCGCAUCAUUGGCUUGAGUGUGCCUCUUGCGAACGCUCGCGACAUUGGCGAGUGGAUUGGUGCCAACAAGCACACGAUCUACAACUUCAGCCCUCACGCCAGACCAGUGCCAUUGGAACUCCACAUCCAAUCCUUCACCAUCCCGCACUUCCCUUCCCUCAUGCUCGCCAUGGCCAGACCAGCAUACCACUCCAUCCUGCAGUUGUCUCCUGAUAAGCCGGCCAUUGUCUUCGUGCCUAGCCGCAAGCAAACCCGUGCUACUGUCAUGGAUCUGUUGGCUGCUUGUGCCACGGAUGACAAUGAGGACCGAUUCCUCAACGCGGAUGUGAACGAGCUUGCUCCUCUUCUUGGCCGCAUUCAAGAACAGACGUUGGCCGAGUCUCUUUCCCACGGCAUCGGCUAUUACCAUGAGGCUUUGAGUGCUACUGAUAAGCGCAUCGUGUCUCACCUCUUUUCCAUUGGCGCUAUUCAGGUUCUCCUCGCUUCCCGUGAUGUUUGCUGGGAGCUCGACCUGACGGCACAUCUGGUGAUUGUCAUGGGCACUCAAUUCUUCGAGGGCCGUGAGCACCGCUACAUUGACUACCCAAUCAGUGAGAUCCUUCAGAUGUUCGGCAAGGCUUCUCGUCCCGGCGAUGACAAGCUUGGUCGUGGCGUGCUCAUGGUGCCUGCUGUCAAGCGCGAUUAUUACAAGAAGUUCUUGAACGAGGCUUUGCCUGUCGAGAGUCACUUGCAGGCUUACUUGCAUGAUGCGUUUGUUACCGAGAUUAGCACGAGAACAAUUACCUCGACUCAAGACGCCAUUGAUUGGAUGACGCACACCUACUUUUACCGCCGCCUGCUGGCUAACCCGAGCUUCUACGGCCUGACCGAUGUCAGCCACGAGGGUCUUAGUACAUUCCUCUCUGAGCUGCUUGAAAACACCCUGAAGGAAUUGUCAGAUGCCAAGAUCGUGGAUUUGGAUGAGGAAGACGACAGUGUUGCUCCUCUGAACGCCGCCAUGAUUGCCUCCUACUACAACAUCUCCUUUAUCACUAUGCAGACCUUCCUCCUCUCCCUGUCAGCUCGUACCAAGCUCAAGGGCAUUCUGGAGAUCAUCACUUCCGCCACGGAGUUUGAAAACAUUCAGAUGCGUCGUCACGAGGACCACAUUCUUCGCCGCGUGUAUGAUCGUGUACCGGUCAAGAUGGCUGAGACCUCCUACGACUCGCCCCACUUCAAGGCAUUCGUGCUGCUGCAGGCUCAUUUCUCGCGCAUGCAACUGCCUAUUGAUCUCGCCAAGGACCAGGAAAUCAUUGUCAGCAAGGUGCUCAACCUCCUUAGUGCGUGUGUGGAUGUCCUCUCGUCGGAGGGUCAUUUGAACGCGAUGAAUGCGAUGGAGAUGUCACAGAUGGUUGUCCAGGCCAUGUGGGACCGGGAUAGUCCAUUGAAGCAGAUUCCUCACUUUGGCCCCGAGGCUAUCAAGGUGGCGAAUGAGUAUAACAUCAACGACAUCUUCGAGUUUAUGGAAGCCAUGGAUCCUUCCGAGAACAAGGACUACGCGACAUUGAUCAAGCGUCUUGGUCUGGACAACAAGCAGCUGGCCCAAGCCGCGGCGUUUACGAACGAGAAGUAUCCCAAUUUGGAGCUUGACUUCGAGGUUGAGGAUCCCGAGAACAUCACUUCGGGCGAGCCGGCCUAUCUCAAGAUCAAGAUCGAGCGAGAGGUGGAGGAGGACGAAGAGCCUGAUACGACCGUGCACGCACCAUUCUACCCUGGCAAGAAAAUGGAGAAUUGGUGGUUGGUCGUCGGCGAUGAGAAGACCAAGAACUUGCUCGCUAUCAAGCGAGUCACUAUCGGCCGGAAGCUGGAUCUGCGUCUGGAAUACAUUGUUCCAACGCCUGGAGAGCAUGAGCUGACGUUGUACCUGAUGAGUGACAGCUAUGUAGGUGUGGAUCAAGCUCCUACUUUCUCGGUCACGGCGGCGGAGGGUAUGGAUGAGGACGAGAGUGAAGAGGAGGAGGAGGAAGAGUAGACAAUCCCUCCCAUGGUCUGAAUUUGGAAGCUUUUGUAUGAUUGUCUGUAAUUAUAUGUUCUAAUGGGG
This is a messenger RNA of Aspergillus aculeatus ATCC 16872, 6848 nucleotides long. RefSeq names its product ATP-dependent RNA helicase BRR2. The coding region runs from base 141 to 6779 and encodes 2212 amino acids. Gene Ontology annotation, molecular function: ATP binding; nucleic acid binding; ATP hydrolysis activity. The transcript has 2 exons. Lineage: Eukaryota; Fungi; Ascomycota; Eurotiomycetes; Eurotiales; Aspergillaceae. The record is from RefSeq and is a predicted model, not a curated record. Gene Ontology annotation, cellular component: nucleus.